CAUAGUACCAUAUCCAAAACUGAUAUAUGUGAUGGUCAAGGCAUGAGCAAACAGAGCAUACAGUUCCUGGGGAAAAAAAUAUGGCACUUUCUUCUUCCCUCAGCACCAGAUUUCCACACCCAUUUAAGCCAUCUUUACCAUCUCCUUUCUCUUGCAACAACAUAUUACCUAAGACAAGGGUUCAUCGUUUCAAAAUCCAUGCAAAUUUGGGUGGUGGGGAAGAAGAAAUCAAGAAGGGAGGAAAAAAGAAAUUCAUCACUAGAGAUCAAGAACCAGAACAGUAUUGGCAAACAGCAGGAGAAAGGGAAGGGGAGAAUCCCAUGAAAACCCCCCUUCCUUACAUUAUCAUUUUUGGAAUGUCCACACCUUUUGUAAUCUUAGCCAUUGCUUUUGCAAAUGGUUGGGUUAAGGUACCUGUUCGAUGAUUUGAUUAGUAGUUCUGUAAUGUAAUAGCAGCAACAUGACAUGAAUGCCCAAUCCUUAUCCACUCAUGAGUAAUCAACCAUUCUUAGAGCGUAUAUUCUUCGACAAUCGUUGAAUGUUCAAGAGUUUCUUUGCUGAAACAUACAAGUUUUAACUAUUAUCUAUUGUUUUCUGGUAAUGCACAUACCAUGUCAAGUUAUAGCUUGUACCGUCAAGGAAUGCCAUCAAGGACAAAGGGAUUUCUUUGCUUGGCU
Juglans microcarpa x Juglans regia is the source of this 677-nucleotide messenger RNA. RefSeq lists its product as uncharacterized. NCBI's taxonomy places the organism in Eukaryota, Viridiplantae, Streptophyta, Magnoliopsida, Fagales, Juglandaceae. Gene Ontology annotation, cellular component: chloroplast. The transcript has 3 exons. Bases 81 to 425 code for a protein of 114 amino acids. The record is from RefSeq and is a predicted model, not a curated record.